ACGGUAUGUUCAAACACGCCGCACGCUGCACAUGGUCAAGCGGAAGAAGCCUCGUUUGAAUGAGGAUGAAGCUUUGCAAGUGGAGAAGCCAAAGAAACAUGUGGUGAAAGACUCAUCGAAGAAGAAGAAGAAGAAGAAGAAGAACACGAAAGCUCCAGAGCCGGCUGAGGAAGUGGAGAAACCGGUGAGAGCAAAGACGAAGAGGAAAAAUACGGAGUCGCCGGUCGAAGCUGACAGCAAAACGGUAAAGGACACACCCAAAAAGAAGAGGAAACUUGAGGAGUCAAAGGUGGUCGAGGAGGUUGUUGGCGAAGCAUCGCAAGAUGUUGACACUGAUGAAGCUCAACGACGGGCUUUGCAGAAAGAGAUUCAGCAGCUGGUGAUCAGGCUUCGUAAGGAAGGGAAGUCACCGGCUGAAGUCAAAGCAGCCACGAAGGAGCUCAAGGCGAAACGUGGUGCGGUGAAGCAGAAGAAGAAAGAAAAGAAAGACAAGCAACGUGUCUGGGAGGAAGGUGCUGCGAAGAGACGCAAGGAGCACUUGCAGAGGCAGCAUGAUUUGGUCAUCAUACCAGUUGUUUGGAGAGGUCGACAUGACAAGCUGGAUGUCCUCAAGGCAGCUGAAGAUAUCAAGGCCUGCCUUUCACAGCAGGGCCUUGAUGUAUGGCUGGAUAGCAGGCGACAUCUCACCCCUGGGCAGAAGUUUGCCCAUUGGGAACAUCGUGGCGUGCUCUUGCGUGUGGAAGUGGGGCCUGACGAUUUGAAGGCCGGCGUGUGUCAAGUGUGUUUGGCUCACACGCCCGGCGACUACCAGUCGGUGGAAAAGAAGCGUGUGCGCUUACCCCCCGCUGGCACUCGAGCUUUGCUGCUGCGCCUGAAAGAGUGGGGCGUGGACCUGGAGAUCGACCGCCGCAGCGGCGACUCCGAGGAUGAGGCGGAGGCCGAGGCGGUUCCGAGGCCGACGAAGGGCGAGGCGGAGCUGCUUUCAGAUGUUCAAGGCAACUGGAGCCCUCGGGAGGAUCGAGCCAAACCAGGUCGGAAGGGCAAAGCGAAAGGCCGAGCCAAACGUGGAAACUAAAGCGAGCCACGAGCGCAGGGGUUGACCGUGUGUGCAAAGAGAGCGCAGUGGGAAACUGGAAGGCGGAGAUCGCAGAUUCAUAUGGUGGUCACGACUCCUCAUGUGGGGAUGGUCAAAGGCCCUGCUGGUUUGGGG
Durusdinium trenchii is the source of this 1210-nucleotide messenger RNA. NCBI's taxonomy places the organism in Eukaryota, Dinophyceae, Suessiales, Symbiodiniaceae. The record is from the annotation of a GenBank genome assembly.